AUGUUUCCAUCGCAUCGGCACCCUUUUCCUCCAUCUACGGGUUCCACCAACAACGUGCGAGACGGAGGAGCGGCGAACGAACUCGUGAUUACACCUGCGGACCGAACCCUCCAAGGUCCUAAAUACAUUUCCUCGGACGCGGUCUCGUUUGGUUCUGGAUGGACUGCGAACACUUCUUUCCCGUGCGUUUUUGUAGGGGAGAGAAGACACCAGACAUACCUAGAGAGAAUUCCUUACGUACCGGACAAAGCCGCCUGGAAACGAUUUCGGCUCUCGUGUUCCAUUCGAGAGACGCCGUACGUCGUUUUCCGUCGGUUUCGUCACUUUUGUCGAAACGAAUCCCCGCUUGUCUACCAGGAUAUAUACUACGUUCGACCCGAGUCCGUUCCUCCUCAACCAACCAACAACCUUCAAGCGGACGGAAUUGGUGCCGCGGUGCCUUGCGGAACACCAAACCCAUUCUGUGUAGUUCCGUUGUACGCCAGUGCACCCGUCGCUGCCACCCAUCGAGACACCCAUCGUCGAAAGGCCUUCCAUCGCUCCCGUGCGGCACGUGCUGACAACCCGCGUGGCACGACCACCCCUGGGACCGUUUCCCGAAAAUCAAAAGUCGAUCGAUCGUACAAAACACAUUACAAGAAGAACGUCAUGGAAGACGACCUUCGAAACUCUACGAUUGAACAUUCGGAUCAAAACAGUAGUCAAGACGCCCUCGAACAUGUUAACGAAUCCCACAACGACGCCUCAGUUAACGAAUCCCACAACGACGCCUUACUCUUUGACGGUGAAUUACACGACACUACCGAACAACCAAAAGAAUUGCCGCUUCCGAACAAAGUUGACGAACACAACGAAUUGGACCUGAACGAUCUCCGCUCCUCCACACACAAUACGAACCUUACAGCCACCAGUUUGCAGGAAUCCUCGUACGCAAGUCUCAACGUCGAGCACUUGCUCGCCGAAAUGGACUGUGCGGCACCUCCGGAAAUGACCACACCGGGACCCCGACACGCACCCUGGGCAUCGGCUCCCUCUUCCGUACCGCGGCAACCCAGCUUGCGCGAUAUUAUGAUGGAGCAGCAGCAACGACAACACCAAGCCGAAAAGUCUUCCCUCUUAAUGGUCGAAUUGGCUCAGGAAGAAGAGUUGAUUCGGAUAGCCCUGGAACGUUCCCUGACCGAUGUGGGAUCGGUACAUUCCGCGACUGCCGCGUCCACUCGGACCGCCCCGCACGAGUCCCACGCUCCCCCCGGCGACCCGCAAAAUGCACAACCAGCAGCGGUUUCGGAACGUCCCUCGGUACGAAAAGAAACACAAGUGUCCAAAACAGACCUGAGCGCCGUGGAAGUAUCGUUGAUUGAACAAGCCUUACGCGAAGGCAUUCGGCGACACCAGAACGAUUUUCAUCACAACGCCUCCUUGCCCCAAAAGCCUCAUCCUGUGGCUCGCAUGCUUGCUACUCUUCACGAAGAAGAAACGACGGUGGGUUCUUCCCCCAAUGAGGAUGAUGACUUGUCUCCGGAAGCUCUGACGGAUAGCGAUCCAGAGCCAUCUUUGGAUUUGCCCGUACGACCGUCGUCCACCACUUUGUCCUCUUCCCCGCCGACUACUCCGGCUGGACAAGGAUCGUUGCAGAACCUUGAAGGUUCUCACAAGGACUCGUCCCCUCUGACGACUCCACUUAGUAGCAGUUCCUGGCGGCUCCGUGAGGGUCAAUACGCGUGCGCUGGGGCGUCACCCGCUUCAACGUCCGUCUCCGUUACAUCGUCCUGGACCCCCCGUGAUGCGGCUUCCCCAGACAAUGGGAUCAGUCCCGCGAGUACCAGCAGUGCGAGAAGUGCUGGCUACAACUACCGAUCCCCACUCGUUCAGCACUUAGGUCCCUCGUUCCAGCGUUUGGAGGAACUUUCGUCAGAUGAGCUAUUGCUGGUCGAUUCAGCAAGGUCCAUUUCUGGGGCCUCUUCUGCAAUGGAGUCGUCCUCUGCUACCGUUCCGCGACACGCUGUUCGUGAUCCGUUACUCGGAUUCACGUACCUUGACGAGUACCGCAACACAAACGAAAGCCAAAGUCAAGAGUGGGAUGGGUCUGAAGUGCAACAAAGGCAAAAAGCCCUCCGCGCCUCGCAGUCAUCCGGCCUCUCUGCGGGACCCAUGCUGGCUCCACCAUCUGCCGAUAUGCCUUUACCACCCGUCACAACCUUGCGUUCCGUUAGUACAGCGGUCACCACCGCUAGUACCGCCGCCGACUCGGAGACUUCGAUCACGGGUCCGGCCACCGCCAAUCAGUCCUUCGCCGACGACUACGACUGGAGGGGCGCAGAGCAUCACUUGUCCGCUGAGGAAAUACGGUCGAUUCAGCAGGCACUGACCGAUGACGAUACGUGGCAAGAGAACAGCGCACUAGUCGAUGCGCCUGAGGCAGGAGAUACCCAUACCGACACUCAAAACGGGGAACUUUCGGCGGCUGAGGCGGAAGCUAUUGAACGAGCCUUACGGGAAGCCGACGAAGAAUCGGAAAGAGAUUCUCUUUUGCUCGCUUGGCAAAUGCAGGACGAAGAGGAAGCACGCCAGCGACAGCAAGUGGCGGCCCGAGGUACGCAGCAAGGCAAUAUCCGAACCAUCACUCGCGCCGAGCUUCGAGCCGAGCAGUCUGGCCGAUUUAGCACCAUUGGGGCCGUUCAUUCUUCGGAUCCACCCGUUAUGCGGCAUCCUUUAGAGGACGAAGAAGAAGUGCAGUUAGCCGCGGCAGGUUUUCGCAUGAACAGCACCACUCGACAGGAGUGGUCCCGACGUGACCAGCACUCCGUCGUAGGACCCAACAACGAAGUUCGUACCAAACACGAUGCCGAACUCCACGAGCAGGCCAACGCGCACCGGCUGGGUUUGGAUACCGACGAGCACGGACUAGCGCGAAUCGGGAACAAGGCCUUCAAUUCGUUCCUUCACUCUGUCCGUAGAGACAAGAAAAAGGGGGUUGCCACCCACGGCACCGGGAGGGCUGGUUCGGAUACCGAUGCAACCAAGGGUGGCGCCAUGGACCCAGCUGUGCGCAUGCAAAUUACUCGUGCGAUCAAUAGCGGGUUGAUCGAACGAUGCAACGGAGUCGUGAAGGAGGGUAAAGAGGCUGUGGUGUAUCAUGCCGAAAAGGGCGAGGAAAGCGAAGGGUUUGACGUUGCAAUGAAAGUUUUCAAGCGUAUACAAGAAUUCAAGGGCCGCGGUGACUACGUAGAAGGUGACCCUAGGUAUGCCCGUGCCAAUUUCAGGAAAGCAAGUAAUAGAGAGCAGCUGGAAAUUUGGGCUGAGAAAGAAUUUCGAAAUUUAAUGAGAGCAAUUCGAGCCGGCGUUCCUGUGCCAACGCCACUUUUACAAAAGGAAAACGUUUUGUUCAUGCGUUUCAUGGGCAUGAAUGGGUGGCCGUCACCACAGUUGAGAGAACUGGAUUUGCGAAAAGGUAGCAAGAAAUGGACGACUCUUUACACUCAGGUGAUGGAGGCUAUCCAAAGACUAUAUACGAAAGGUAGACUAGUGCAUGGGGAUCUGAGCGAGUACAAUAUAAUGGUGGUUCCCGCAUUUCUCGUCGACAAUCCAUCUACAUACGUUGAAAAUGAUCAGGAUCUUCAACCAGUGUUGAUUGAUUUUGGACAGGCUGUAGAUCUACGUCACCCUGAAGCGAGACCGCUGCUGGAGCGCGACUUGGAUAGAGUGAUUGCUUUUUUCAAACGGCAAGGAGUCGAAACCAUGCGUAUUUCCGAUGCAGUCUCCUUUGUUGUUAACGAGGCCGAAUUGAAGCCGAUCAAUGUACCGAGCUAGUGUUGAGCACUAUGAUUACUUUCUCUUGUAAGCAGCGAAAAAGGAGUUUUCGGCUAAA
Messenger RNA from Phaeodactylum tricornutum CCAP 1055/1, 3868 nucleotides. RefSeq lists its product with no specific name. The record is from RefSeq and is a predicted model, not a curated record. Gene Ontology annotation, molecular function: protein serine/threonine kinase activity; ATP binding. NCBI's taxonomy places the organism in Eukaryota, Bacillariophyta, Bacillariophyceae, Surirellales, Neidiaceae. Gene Ontology annotation, biological process: protein phosphorylation. The coding region runs from base 1 to 3810 and encodes 1269 amino acids. The transcript is spliced from 3 exons.